Molecule: messenger RNA, 2729 nt
Organism: Biomphalaria glabrata
Lineage: Eukaryota; Metazoa; Mollusca; Gastropoda; Planorbidae
Product: G patch domain-containing protein 11-like
Exons: 7
Coding region: 239-1072 (277 amino acids)
Cellular component (GO): kinetochore
Molecular function (GO): nucleic acid binding
Source: RefSeq, a predicted model, not a curated record
AAAUAGAGUAGUCUAGAUGAUCUAUAUAGAUAAUUUAGAUAUACAGAAAAAAAAAUUACUUUUAAUAUUGAAUAAAUUUAUUUAAAGUAUAUCUAACUAGUCUAGAGCUAUAUGUAUAUAUAAUCAUUAUGAUUAUCAUUUUAUGAUUAGAUCUAAUCAAAUCUAAUCUAUCAAUGAAUUGACUCUAAGUCUAAUAAAGUCUAUAAUAAAUUUCUAAUCGAGUUAAGUCAAUGGAAAAAUGUCAGCUGAUUCUAGCGAUGAAGAAGAUUACAUGUCAGAUGCAUUUCUUCAAAAAUGUGCUGAUACAAGGCCUGGGUUAGUUCCAAAAAGACUCCAUGACAGAUAUGAAAAAGAAAAGAAACAGAAGGAAUCUCAGAAACAAAACAAGACUGUCUCCAAACAGAAACUUGAAAUAAUUCAACGCGAGGCUGGCCUGAGCUCUAGCAUUCCCACCGAGAGUAAAGGAUUUGCCCUGCUCCAAAAGAUGGGAUACAAACCAGGACAGGGUAUUGGGAAACUAGGAACAGGUAGAAUUGAACCUGUACCUAUCGAAGUGAAGAACAACCGUCUUGGUUUAGGGAAAGAUACAGAAAUGAAACGUAAAGCCAUUGAAAUGAAUACAAUGAGGUCAAUGAUGGCUGUCAAACGUUUGAAGACUGAUGAGAAGCAAAGGAACAAUUUUUUGGAUCGAAUGAGAGAAAAGUUUUCCACUCAGAGUGUGGAUAGGGAUUUGAGAAUGGCACAGAAUGUUUGUAUACAAUUAGAUCAGGAACAGGGCUUAACAGAACCAGGGGAAGUGUUCUUCUGGCCAGCCAGUUGUCUCCCAUUGCAAGAGAAUGAAGGUGAUGACCUUCAACCCAAUGACUUCCAGGAAGAAAAGGAUGACAGUGAUGUGGAUGAAGUCGUGGACUGUCCAGCGUACAUGGAAUUUUCUGAAUUUGAAAGAUUGGACAUACUAACCCGCUAUCUACGCAACACAUAUUUUUACUGCCAAUGGUGUGGAGUCAAAUACAAUGAUAAAGUUGACCUUGACACGAACUGUCCUGGCAACACGAGUGAAGCUCAUGAAUAAUGUGAAACCAAAGCCAUGAACUCAACAUUUCAGACAGUGUUGGAGAUGUUGGUUAUCUAGCCAGAGAAUCUUUGUUCAUAUCUUGACAUGAUCAGGAUUAGUACAAAUAUCUGAGUUCAUUAGCCAAUGGUACCUGACAUUUGUCCCAAAAGUCGCAGCUGGCUCCUCACACAAUGCACUUAUUGGCUACAGAAAAAGGUGAACUUAACUUCACCUUACCCUUGGACUUAAGAGGUUGGAUAUGCAAAGCGUGACUAUAUCAAAUCAAGACAAAAAAUAAAAAGCUGACACCAGCAGCAAGUUUCUUCUCAAAUAUUAAAUCAGUAAAAAAGAAUACAUAAGAAUAUUUUGAUGUUCAAUUGGUAAAAUGAAUUUCAUUAUAUUUUUGUAUGAAAAAUGUUGUUGUUGAUAUUAGGCCUAACUUGUUCUACAGUUAGUCCCAUUUGUUAUUUGGGAAGUCAUGUUAGCUACUAAAUCUGGGCAGAUAACUCUUUUUUUUAUCUAAGCUUUUUAUAAAGGAUUCAAACAAUCAUCACUAAUUCAUAAGUAUUAAUUUAGUUGUUUCGUUUUCAAUCUUGUAUUUUUAGCAUCUCAGUUAGCGAAUAAGAAACCAUUGAUUUGUUUGCUUUUUGUCUGUCCAUAUGUCUGCUUGAUUAGUUCAGAUUAAAAAAAAAACUUACAGUGCUAAUAAUUGUUUGUAUGUUCGUAACAGUUGUCUAAUGAAUGUGAUAAAUUGUAUCAAAAUUUGUGUGUUACAGAUACAAUCUUCUGAAAGUGCAAUUUUCUUUUAAAACUAACUAUGCAUACUGUAUGUAUGUACAUAUGAGAGUUUAAAAUAUGUUCUGCGCUAGAAUGAAGUUUUUAUUGUUAACUCCCAGUGUAAUAAUACAAUUCAGGUUCCAUUCAGAAUAAAUAAGCAAAUCUUAUCUUAUAGUAUAUGAUACAGAUGUUACUUCAAAAAAGAAGAUGAUUACGUCCUAAGCGUUAUGCGUUUAGUCAUGCAUAUUAACCAAUGACCUAAACUCCGCCAAGUCACUGGUUUUCCUGGCUAGCUCGGGCAACCCAUUCCAUGCUCUAAUAGCGCUAGGGAAGAAGGAGUAUUUUUACAAAUUUGUCCUAGCAUAUGGAGGGAAAACCAAAUAUAAUUAAGUUUUUUUAUUAAUUUUUUUCCUACAAAUAUUUUAAACGAAAGUGUCAAUACUGCAAUGUAGAAAGCCAUCCAUAAAAGUUGACUGUUCUAUACUUGUAUACAUUCUUUGAAAGUUUACAUCUUGUUCUUUUUUUAUUUCAUUAAAAUAAUUGCUUAAACUUUUUAACAGAUACAAGAGUUGAAGAGUGAAUGGUUUUAAACAAGUUUUAAUAGUUAUGUUGAUCUUUAAAUAACUGUGUAUGAAUGAAAGGGGACAGAACUUUAUGGUUAAAAUCUAAUUAUUGGAAGUAUAUUAUGUCUUACCAUUAAUCUAAGAGUGUGAAAAGUAUAUAAAUGUCUUGGUAAUUAAUGUUGAAUGAGUCAUGAAGUUCUUGCAUAAAAUGUUGUAGAGAAACAUAAAAAAGAGAUUGUUGAAAGAAUGCUGAUAAAACUUCCAGUUGAAGUGACACAAGAGACUUCCUGUCCUAUUAUGUUGUGGUUGUGAAUUACAUUCAAUGACAACUUUUA